This is a messenger RNA of Pyrus x bretschneideri (Chinese white pear), 2156 nucleotides long. RefSeq names its product ankyrin repeat-containing protein At5g02620. NCBI's taxonomy places the organism in Eukaryota, Viridiplantae, Streptophyta, Magnoliopsida, Rosales, Rosaceae. The transcript has 4 exons. Bases 374 to 2029 code for a protein of 551 amino acids. Gene Ontology annotation, cellular component: plasma membrane. The record is from RefSeq and is a predicted model, not a curated record. Gene Ontology annotation, molecular function: protein phosphatase 1 binding; protein phosphatase regulator activity.
AUCACCUUUUAACUAAUAGUUGAAUUUAACCGGAACUCCACUCACUCGACCGUCCAAUUUUUGGGCUCUUCUUUUCACACUUCAAACUUUCAUACUCUCUAAAUUUGUAGGAAAGAAAUUCUGCUCUGAGUUCUAACAAACCCCAACUGCACAAAACCAGAGGAAGAUGUCAGGGUGUGUGUUAUGGGUAUCAAGGAAUCAAAUUUACAGAUUUCCCACGUGUAAACUCAUGGAAUCAUCUGAAUUAUCUUAUCCUCCUCUAAUCAUUCAUAAAAUUUGAUCUUCUAGGUUGCCUAGCUUGACUUUUGGUCUUCCAUGGUGAAAGGGAAGAAAACCUUCAAAGUUUAAACAUACAGGAUUGGUACUGAACACAAUGGAAGCUCCAGUGAGGCAGCAAAGCUUUGUUGGGAAGAAGAUGACUAAGCAGUUGACGGGAAAGCGCGAAGACGGGCCCUUGCAUUUGGCAGCAAGAGAAGGAGAUUUGGGAUUGGUUGUAGAAAUCUUGUCUAACUGUGGGGAGGCAGAGCUGAAUGAACUUUUGUCGAAACAGAAUCACAUGGGGGAAACCGCCUUGUAUCUGGCGGCUGAUUGUGGAUAUGUUGAUUUGGUUAAGGAAAUGAUGAAGUACUAUGAUGUUGGUUCAGCUGGUAUCAAGGCUCGAAAUGGCUGUGAUGCAUUUCACAUUGCUUCCAAGCAAGGGCACUUGGAGGUACUGAAGGUCCUCAUGGAGGCGAUUCCAGAACUUUCAAUGACCGUUGAUCGCACAAACACCACGGCAUUGCACAUCGCUGCAGCACAGGGACACACAGAAGUAGUAAGUUUUCUUUUGGAGACUGAUUGCAGCUUGGUGGCCAUUGCAAGAAGCAAUGGGAAAACUGCCUUGCAUUCUGCAGCAAGGAAAGGGCAUUUGGAGGUGAUCCAGGCCUUCUUGAGCAAAGAUACCGGAAUUGCAUUAAGAAGAGAUAAUAAGGGCCAGACAGCUCUCCAUAUGGCAGUCAAGGGACAGAAUGUCGAAUUGGUGGGUGAGCUAGCGAAGGCAGAUCCUUCGUUGAUAAACGUGGUAGAUAACAAGGGAAACACUGCCUUGCACGUGGCAACAGGGAAGGCUCACGCUCAGAUUGUUCGAACGCUGUUGAGUCAUAAGGGAGUGGCGAAAACCAUCAUUAACAGAUCUGGAGAAUCUGUUUUUGACACUGCUGAGAAAUCUGGGCACACAAAGAUUGCUACCAUUCUAGCAGAGCAUGGGAUUCAAAGUGCCAAAUCCAUGAAGCCGCCAACUAUGAACCCAAAUCGAGAACUCAAACAAACUGUAAGCGAAAUAAAACAUGAGGUGCAUGAUCAGCUUAAGCAAACGAGACAAACACGAAAGCAAGUGCAUGGAAUGGUAAAGCAGCUCAGUAAAAUGCAUUUGGAUGGGCUUAACAAUGCAAUAAACUCCACCACAGUUGUGGCUGUACUCAUUGCCACUGUCGCCUUUGCUGCAAUCUUCACUGUCCCGGGCCAAUACCCUGACCCCAAGAAACCUCUUCCUCGUGGAUUCUCUCCCGGGGAAGCAAACAUUGGCCCCAAACCUGAGUUCGUAGUCUUCUUCAUCUUUGACUCUUUUGCUCUCUUCAUAUCGUUGGCUGUUGUGGUGGUUCAAACUUCUAUUGUUGUCGUAGAGAGGGAGGCAAAAGAGAAGAUGAUGUCAGUCAUAAACAAGCUCAUGUGGAUGGCUUGUGUGAUGAUUUCGGUUUCAUUUCUUGCACUGUCAUAUAUAAUUGUUGGAAAAGAAGAGAAAUGGCUGGCUAUUGGAGUGACAGCUAUAGGGACAGUGAUCAUGGGAAUGACAUUUGGAACAAUGUGUUAUUGGAUGGUUGUGCAGCACGUUGAAGCUUCUAAACAUCGUCGCAGCCUUCGGAGAUCAUCGAUGAGCACACACUCACACUCACUCUCGUGCUCGCACUCUCACUCACCCUCUUUCUCGGUGAUUUCGGAUUCAGAGCUUUUGAACACUGAGUAUAAGAGUAAGAAAGUUUAUGCAAUUUGACAAUUGAUCUUACUUAUAAAUUGCCUGGCUCCUAAUUCGAUUUUUGGGCCCUUAUGUAUAUAAAUGAUGUAAUGUACUCUGAAGUAUUCUCAAACAGUGGCCGAACUCACUAGAGUCGUUUUCCCAA